GCGCGGUGUGUUAAGAUCGAAAAAUCGUGGAAUCCGGUGGUGUUUUUAAGUGAUUUGAGAAACAUAAAAAAAGCAGAAUCGUUGGAAGAACGAUGAAAACUGGAUAUGGAUUGUCCACUGGCGACUCACUUGGAUAUCUUGGAUACUCGGCGAAGCCUUACUCAUCUUUGCCAUAUAGUGGAACCACAAGCAAAGGACAUACGUCGUUGACGAGUGGUUUAAAAUCUUCGAAAUACAGCAACGAUAAAGAUGCAAUUUCUUCACGUGUGAGAAAACCGAAAACGAGGAAGCUUUCCGCGUCGGACAAAAUUGACACCCCAUUAUACAAGAAGAAAACCUACGAUUUCACAGAUUACGCUUACCGCGAAGCGGUCAAUCGAUUGAAAUUUCUUUUGACGGAGGCAUACGAACCCACGAAAUUCGCCACUUCAGUAUACUAUCGUGGCGUGGAUGACACCAAAUCGGAAACAUCAGAUAAUCAAUCUGGCAUUGAAAGACCAUCAAUAACUGAGGUUUCAAAAUAUUUCAAUCCUGGCGCUGUUUCGAGAUAUAAUGCCGGAGCAAGUAGUGGACGGCGGUAUAGUUUUUUAACUAAGGAUCCACCCGGUGGAUCGAUUUUGAAACCGGCUGUGUCCACAGCUAGCUUGCAGCCGCCACCGUCAGUUUGCAGUGUUUCACAGAACUUUGAAGUCGCCCAACCUCCGCCAGAACUUCUCGGUUUUAUUGAGAAACAGGAAAACUAUAUUGAGCAGUUGGAGAGGGAAUCCCAGUACUGUAGGGAAGAACUCUCCACACUUCUGAAGAAGGUUAAGGAUGUCGUUUCGGAGAAUGAAGCCCUCACAGAUCGUGCUCGAUCAAAAGUCUUGUACCAGGUAGAUUCAUCGGAGAGUGAGGACUUGGAUCUGGACCGAUUGCGGGAGAAGGCAAAACUCUCCGGACCCAACAUUGUGUUUGAGUCGCGGAUAAGCGAGUUGGAGGCACAGCUAGCGCAGUCGCAGAUAGAUUUAAAAAAGCUGUUCACCGAGAACGAAGAAAACAAGCGCAAAUUAACGCAGGGCGCGAGCGAUGUCAGCUGCUCCGACGUUUACAGGAAACAAGUGGAGAACCUACAAAGGGACAAACAAAAUUUGGAAGAGAACGUACGCAAACUUCAGUUAACUAUCGACCAGUUGAAGGAUUCCGAGGCCACUAAUUACAGCAAGUCGCAACGGAGUCGAGAUAUGAUAGAGCACGUUGCUUUUGAGCGGAAUCAGGCGGAGAUUGAGAUACGUCGGUUAAAGGACGAGCUGGAACGUCAACAUGAGAGAGUUCGCGAGGUUCAACAUGAGAUGGCUAAGCGGCUCACCGAAGAACGUUCAAAUGCCGAGAGACGCUACACGUUCCAGGUGGAUCAACUGGGUGGCGAUUUGAGCAAUCAGUGGGAGCAGGCAACAAAACUUCAGCUAGAAGUGGAACGUAUGAAGCGCAUCGAGUCCGACUACAAACGGGAACUCUCCCAGAAAAAUUCCCAGAUGGAUGAGUUGAAGCUCGAGUUGAAGAACAAAACUGCAAUCUUCAUGUCCGACCUCAAUCAGGCUAGUGCGGAGAAGCAAUCUUUAGAGCAAGAGAUAACCUCUUUGAGAUUGCAACUGGAGCGAGCUGAGCGACAAUCGAAAGUGGAGAUGUCCCGUUUGAAUGCCGAAAUAACUUCAUUGCGGCAGCGUUUAGAUCGAGCAGAUGCUGAUUUACUUCAUUCGAAGCGAGAAAAUUUGAAACUUGCAGAUGAGGUUGCAUCCUUGGAGAAAGAGCUAACGCUUGGUGCUCUCAACAAGGAAACUCGACCGUCUAAAGAGUUGGCGAAGAUCAUUUCCGACAUGGAAGCCAAGCACACAUCCACCGUGUCAGAGCUCGAGGGCAUGGUUCAAGAUCAAAAACAGCUCAUGGAAAAACUAACUGCAGAAUGCAAAAGCUUAACUCAUAAGUUAGAGGACACGACACUGAAGCAUAAAAAUGAAAAGAAGGAGUUGAGGCAGACCAAUAAUGAGCUUAUGGAUCGGUUGAAACAAGUAUGGUUGAACUAUAAAGAGAUAAGCCCUGCUUUCCAAACCCGGAAAUGUAGCACUGAACAGUUGGAAUCGGACUCCAAUAUCUCUUCAACGUCCAAUAAUGACUCGAAGGCCCUAAAACCGCGUCACGACCCGGCAGCAGUACCGCUCAGUAUGUGCCCGUUAGAUCAAUACAACAGGCGGAUAGUGGCGUCGUCGCGAGAUCUGCCGCACAGCCACCGACAGGCAGGGCCUCUCGACCCGGAUCGCAGUCAUCUGAUAAGCAGUACGCCGGUGGAAGGCAACAGCCACACGGCGAGCUUUCACGAACCAGUUCCGCCAAUGACUACAAUGAGCCCAAAGGCAACAAGUACUCCGACGAAAAGCGAAGUGAUUCACGACUGUCGCGACAAUCGAUAUCCAAUGAAGACACUGUGUCAAAACUACAAGGAAAGGAGUCGGAGUUUGGACAUACUGACACUGAGCGAUCAUCCAGGACCGGUGAUAACACAAUCGCUAAACCAGACGGCACCAGCAGCAGUGGUCGAUUAUCUCGCGAGUCCGUUAUUGGAAGCGACCGAGCGUCUCGACAAUCGAUCAGACAACAACAGCAACCAUAUGUCGAACCAGUUCAUCCAAAUACCCAGUAUGAGUCCGAACGCAAUGCCGAGGUGGAACAAUAUCAACCAUCCGCGACCGAUCAAUAUCAGCCAGCCGGUGAGGUGUACGAUGAAAAUGUCGGAUAUGACCCUGCCCAAUACGAUCCCUCACAGCAAUACGAUCAGAGCCAGUACGAGGGAUAUGCAGACCAGCAGUACGCACCGGAGUCAUACGAUCAGCAAGGCUACAGUGAGCAACAGUACCAGGAUUAUCAGCAACCAUAUGAUGCACAGCAGUACCCCCUUGAGCAAGUAUAUGAUGAAUCAAACUAUCCCACCACAAUCACAGAGCCCCGAACACAGCAACCAACACAGCACGUACCAGCCAACGAACCAGUGCCACUGGAACAAGCAGAAAGCAAUCGAAAUGUGGGGUACUCACGCAACCGAGGACCCUCGGGAGCCUCCAAUCCUCAAUCCGGAGGAACACCAAACGGAUCUAAGCAGCCACAGCAUAAACAGCCAGCAAGCGGCGCCACUAAAUAGAAACUACUGUCGCAAUAGUUUACCCCGCCAGCUACCACAAAGCUGUGAUUUCCAAUCCAUAGAUUCUUACCCUAGUCUCAGCAUCAGUAGUCCCAGUUUGUUUGAUACUAGUCCGGAGUCUAGUCUAACGCCAUCUCCUUCGACUACUGUUCUUAACAACUAUAGUGCUGCUAGUCCUAAUCCUCCAUAGUGAUGUUCUUCAUAGUCUUUUCAAAAUCACGCGCUCAAAAACGGCUGCAAAUUUUUCCAAACGCACCAAAAAUUUCAUUGUUUUCAUGAUAGUUUUUUGUUUGAAAGAUGUCAUAUUGUUUGCA
This is a messenger RNA of Toxorhynchites rutilus septentrionalis, 3483 nucleotides long. Its product is annotated as leucine zipper protein 1. The record is from RefSeq and is a predicted model, not a curated record. The transcript has 11 exons. Lineage: Eukaryota; Metazoa; Arthropoda; Insecta; Diptera; Culicidae. Bases 93 to 3359 code for a protein of 1088 amino acids. Gene Ontology annotation, cellular component: centrosome; centriole. Gene Ontology annotation, biological process: neuron migration; tube formation; establishment of cell polarity.